GUUAGGAGCGCGCCAAGUAAGACUCUACCCGGCACCCAAAUAUGGAUUUUACCAAUCGUAAUUGGAUGUACGAUAGACAUAAUCCUGGAAAGAGGGGCCGGGUUAAAGAGGAAUUUAAAAUAGGGGUCGAAAUGUUUAUCAAUACAGUAAAAUAUAAUGACAUUGUGAUACGUGAAGGGGGAAUUAGAUGUCCGUGUGUACUUUGUCGAUGUACAAGAAUACGGAGCGAAGAUGAAAUUAGGUCUCAUUUAUAUAAAAAGGGAUUCCAACCUAAUUAUUGGGUUUGGUCAAGUCAUGGCGAGGGAUGUUCCACGACUGUUCCCGUGAAUCAAAAUCGUGCUUCAAGCAGUGUUUUUCAGCCCGUUGUUGUUCCCGAAUAUUAUCAUCAGCAUUAUGAUCCGUUUAAUGAGAUGGACAAUAUGAUAACUAAUGCCCUUGGGUUUAAUACGCCGAUUUAUGUGCCAAAUGAUGUCGACGACCCUGCUGAUGAUGAAUAUGACGCUGAUGUUAACGUCGAGAGACCAAAUGAGGAAGCCCAGCGAUUUUUUGAUCUUUUGAAAGAGACAAAUACACCGUUGUGUGAAGGCUCUCGAGACUCAAAGUUAACGGUGUGUAUUAGACUUUUGGGUAUCAAGUCUGAAUGUCUUGUUUCAGAAUACACCAUGGACUUGAUAACGAAACUGAUGUUGGAUAUAACAAUAGACCGUCCUCUUGAUUUGCCAAAAAAUUAUUACGAAGCAAGACAAUUGGUUGCAAAGUUAGGACUCGGAGCGAAGAGAAUUGACUGUUGUGUUAACGGGUGUAUGUUGUACUAUAGCAACGAAUUUGGUGUAGAUGACGGUGCAUUACUUGAAUGUAAAUUUUGUCAAGAACCAAGAUAUCGUGUAACAAGAAAUUCACGGUCAGUCAGAAGGAAGUCAAUCCCAAGAAAGGCGAUGUUCUAUUUACCCAUAAUACCAAGGUUGCAAAGGUUGUAUGCAUCGAUGCAAACUGCCAGUAAAAUGACAUGGCAUCGUGAAAACUAUGAAAGGAGAAAAAUGUCAGAUGGAUUUACACCAUAUACUCAAGUAUCAGCCACUCCAUAUUCAUGUUGGCCUGUUUUGGUUACCCCGUACAAUCUUCCUCCUGAUAUGUGCAUGUCAAAACCUUACAUGUUUUUAGCCGCUGUAAUACCAGGCCCAUCAAGUCCAACUGUUGGUAUUGAUAUCUAUUUACAACCUUUGAUUGAUGAUUUGAAGAGAUUGUGGAACGGUGUUGCGACGUAUGAUAUCAACCAAAAAUGA
Trifolium pratense (red clover) is the source of this 1283-nucleotide messenger RNA. RefSeq lists its product as uncharacterized. The transcript is spliced from 3 exons. Lineage: Eukaryota; Viridiplantae; Streptophyta; Magnoliopsida; Fabales; Fabaceae. Bases 42 to 1283 code for a protein of 413 amino acids. The record is from RefSeq and is a predicted model, not a curated record.